AAUAGCUCAGGAUAAUCUUUAAGAGACAUCUAACAAUUGAGUCAUUUGGUGACUUUGAUUGGAACACAGGAAGAGGGAGAUGCCCAAAUUUGAAUCGAUCAUUCGGAUGUGUGUACCCACCUUUACACUAACAAUGGGGCCCAAAGAAGACCAAAAAAAAUCACCUAGGUUCAAUUUUAGGGCCCAAAGUGUGUGAAACGUUUUCAAAGUACUGCUUGCACCAGCCAGGUGCUUCACAACAACAACAACAACACAACAACAAAAAAACAAUCCUCGCUUGUAAUGUACAGUAGCUUUGGGCACUAUUGGCUUAGUUGAGUGUUAUUUAUUUACCCUGCUGGACUGCCUCCCUGUUAGACACACACACUUACACAAACACACACGUCCACACACUUGGAGGGGCUCAGUGUGUUGUGGGAAGAUUGAGAACACACCCCUACUGAGCUGCUCUCCCUUUGUGUGAGAUAAGCGUUGUGAAGAUUUCUGUUAACAACAGUGAGAUGAAUUUCAACAAACAAACAAAAAAAAUAGCAACUCCAAGGAUUCCCUGGCUCUAAAGUAUGAAGUUCUGCCAUGCUUUUUGUACCAUAUUUACAAUCGAACUACUCACACCCUCGGCCGUUUGAUAUUGGCUAAUGUGGCAAUCAUUAUCCAACGUCGGUCAAAGGUUACCGACGUCCGGCACGACAACUCACAUUUCAUGUUGUUGAACUCCUCACAAAACAAGCACUUUUUUUUCCCUCGCGUUAUAUUUCUUGGUGUACGGUGGCACAUAACUUUCUGCGUGUACUUAGCUCUGUCAGAGCCUUGCCAACUCCCCCACCCCAGCUUUGCAAAUAUGAUAAGACCAGCCGCGCAGGAGCUCUCGCAGCACAGCGGUAAUGGUUAACCAGAUAAUUUCAUAUUUGGGCGGGAGUUGAAAACAGACUUGUCGUUCCCUUUUUCUUUUUCGAACGCCUGCCUUUGCAACGAGCUGCCGGUCCUGUCGUAGCGAGGACUUACCAUGGAGGAGACCUUACGGCAAGAGAUUGAAUAUAAAAGCCAGAAUGAAGAAGACCAAGGUAUGGAUUCAGACUUGGUUUUGAGUUGAGGUUCGAGAGCAACUUUCAUGAUGCCAGGGUGGCAUCCGUCGCCGAUUGAGGGACAGAGAACUUCUCAAGAGGAAAAGAGCCGAAGCGGAGGAGAAGGAGACUUCCCAGUGGGUUUUGGGGGUGGAAAGCCUGGGGAAAAGACAGAAGGCUGACCAGAGGAGAGGCGCAAAGCGGAGGGGGAGGCCCAAGAAGACGGAUUGCGCACCAGAAAGCUCUUUCACGCAGGAAGUCAAGGUUGCGGACCCUGAAGCUCCUGCUGUCGAGGUUCUUCCGCAAUCAGUGGAGGCGAUACCAACAAUAGGAUUAGACUCUUUCCCGACUUUGGGCAGCGGGACUCUGGAACCAGUCUCAACAUGGUUGCCAAACCCAGUUCUUACUCCAGGUCCCAACGUAGCCCUGGUUUCACCUCCAAGUCUCGUUCCGCCACCCAUCACAGUUCCUCCAGCUCCAAGUGAAGCUCUGCCUGCUGCUCCAGAUGUUUUUCGGCUUCCCUCUGCGGCGUUUCCAGCUGCGGCGCAAGAUCUGGCAAACGUAUCCGAUCAAAUUUCAGCUCCGGAUCUUGCUCCGCCUCUCACCGCAGUUCUUCCAGAUCUGUCCGCCGCUCCCGAUCAGGCUUUCGCUCGAGGUUCAGAUCUUAUUCAGGCUCCCGGUCCUGUCCCAGAUCUCCAGACAGUACAACCAACUACAGCUCAGUCUUCUUCUCCAGAUUCAGAUCUUUUUACGCCUCCCGCUACAGAUCCUCCAGUUUCUGCCGAAGACCUGUCCACAGCAUCGGAUCUUGUGCCAGUUUCAGCUCCGGAUGUUGUUCUUGUUUCCGCUCUAUCCCAGGCCCCUGUGUCAGAAGUCGUCGGAGCUACCGACAGUGCCAUUCAACGGGUUGAGACCCUGUCCACAGAUUCACAAGACAAGGAGAACAUCGACCUGGUCCCCAUUGAAGACUUGGGCCCAGACGAGCUAAAAAAUGAUGUACCUCCAACUCAGGACAAAAAAGCUGAUGAAGAUGUGAGCGAGAAGCCAUCAAACAAUGAGCCAGAAUAAAAUAAGAUCUUGGCAAUGCCAUCAUGCAAUGCCAUCAUUGACCCAGCUGCUGCAAGACUACCUCCCAGGAAAUUGAUUCAGAUUCUCUUUAGCCACUCUUCAUACACUGACUCAUAACACGGAGGUGUGGGGGGGGGGGGGGGGGAUUUUAUUAUUCUGUUAUUUGCUUCAGUAUUAUUUUAGCCCAAAAUGCAGUCAUGGAUGUUGUGCCAGAAGAGACAACAAAUUAAUUUCUCCCCAUAAUUCAACCAAUGACUUUCUCACCAUUAUUAUUUUUAAAAUUGCAUGUGCCUCCAGCAGCAAUAUGAAUGUAAAUGGGGGAAUAAUUUUGUUGACUCUGUAAAAACUGUUUCACCCAAAUAAAUAAAAUAAAAAAGCUCACGUUUGCAGUCAUUGCUGUUCAUUCUUACGUGGGCAAAAAUAAAUGUGUCUUAAAUAAACUGAUCUUCAACUCCCAUUUAUCAUCAUGAAUAUGCAAAAAUGUACAGAUUAGAGCCCUUAUAGACCACCUUAUAGAACCUUUGCGUUAUUUUAUUUUCAAUGUAGCUUUAACCAUAUUGUGCUGAGCCAGGACCGAUAUAAUUAGUAAUUUGAAGGUACAUUUUUUAUCUCCUUGCAUGCACAUGUGAACAUAUCCUUGUACCCAUCGGAUCUUAAAAUUACAGUGCAUUGUGCACAAGAUUACUGUGCGUUUUUUACCUUGAGAUAAAAGAUAACGCUAUGAAAUAAGGGGAAUGGAACGACUGCUCGUUACUGGUUAAAAAAUGGAACUGCGUGACAGGUGUGUUUGAAAUUCUGUUUAAUUGCGAAGGUUUAUGGAAACGGGACAUGCACUAGUUAAAUAAAAAUGUGAAAUAUGCAAAAACUUAUAUGUUAAUAAAUAUUAUCACAAAGCAUCCAACCAAUAUAUUAUUGACAGAAAAUACCGUACUUCACUUGUGGAAAUAGACACACUCUUAAACUGCAGUUCCCGUCUGAUCGAUAGAUGGCAGUAGCGAUCUAUGAUCCAUUUAAUCUUGUCAGUAUAAACCUAAGAGCAAGGGUGCUUGUAGCAUGAUUUAGCUAGCAGCUACGGAGUGAAAAUAUAACGAAAAUGGCUUCGGCCAGUGACUGUUGCGGCGAACGUGUUGAUAUAUUGAAACAGCAGGUGUUCGUGAUGCGAAAAGAAAUCAAGAAUCUUCGGCAGAUGCUGAUCAAUGCAACCAGAGCUCAUCGCAAACACAUGCUUUCAAUUGAGUCCGCUGUGUCUAAGGUUGGUGCCUUGGAGCCGAAGAAAAGCCAACCUCCACCGACGUCACCCCAGACAGCUCUUGAGGAUGGAAAAAUCCGAACGUUGCCGAUCGGAUACAUUCAUUCCUGUUUCUCUGAGAAGAAUGGGACUCCCAGGCAGCCUACCAUCUGUGGAUCCUCGAGGGCGGAACUGCGACUGGAGCAAAGCGUCUUCAAUAACCCUGAGCAUGCCCUCGUAGGGCUCGAACAAUUUUCUCAUAUCUGGGUUAUCUUUCUCUUCCACAAAAACGGCCACUUGAGUCACAAAGCCAAAGUGAAGCCCCCGAGGCUGAACGGCAAGAAGGUCGGUCUGUACUCGACUCGCAGUCCGCACCGGCCCAACGCUUUGGGCCUGACUCUUGCAAAGCUGGACAAAAUUGUUGGUGAUACGCUCCAUCUGUCAGACAUUGACAUGAUUGCCGGCACCCCUGUGCUGGAUAUUAAACCCUACAUCCCGGACUAUGAUUCCCCCUACAGUCGGAGGACCACACACUCUGAGCCUUGUCAGCCCAACACAGAUCGCGCCCCUUUGUCACCUCGUGAACCGAUUCAAGCGCAGUUGAUAGAAAAGGAAGCAGGUGAAUUUGAUGAUAGUCCAAACCCUGUGGAGCCUCUCGGCAUGUUGGAGGAAGUGAAGGCCUACUUGAGCAAACGGGACCUCAGUCAGGUAAAUGACGACUGUGCGUGCGGCUCCGAAGACAAUCGGGGGUCAGAGCAGGACCGGCGGCCGUGUUACACAGAGGAGGCCUACAGCACCAUUGCUAGCUGGAUCAGAGAACCGCCAGUCGACAGCCUGGAGGUGCGCUUUACCCCAACCGCACAGAGGCAGUUGGCUGACUUCUUUCCCACCAAGCAGAAAGGUCCCUGUGAUAGCGAACAUCCGAGAUUCAGGUUUCUGCGUAGUUCUGACGAGGCCGCCGCCGCCGUCCGAGGGGUGCUGUCCGCAGACCCGAGGUCGGUCUACCGGAGAACUCGAUGCAAAGACAAGCUUUUCUUCUUUACCCUGGACACUGCAGACAUAACCUGCUGGUUUGGACCAGGCUUUGCAGAAGUGCUGCAAAUUCAACCUGUUCAAUGCCCCAUUGACUCAAAGUAGAAUGAGCUCCCUUAUGGCUGCUAUUUUGUUUUGAUAUUGCAUUCUUAACAAAGUAAAAAAAAAAGUUUUGCUUCUACAAAGGAAUCAAAUCUGUACAUUGUAUAUUGUAGAAGUUCUGCAAUCGUACGUUUUCAACUUGUCUCAUGACCUCUUAAUGCGGAAGCAGUACUUGUCCUUUACUGUCCAUUAAUUUUAAAAA
Molecule: messenger RNA, 4693 nt
Organism: Hippocampus zosterae (dwarf seahorse)
Lineage: Eukaryota; Metazoa; Chordata; Actinopteri; Syngnathiformes; Syngnathidae
Gene: trmo
Product: tRNA methyltransferase O
Exons: 9
Coding region: 3223-4494 (423 amino acids)
Source: RefSeq, a predicted model, not a curated record